AUGGCAGAAUCAGAAACUGAUUCAGACGUGCAGAGCAUCCAAGGUCCAAGCUCUCGGUGGAAGAUCUUGAAAAGUAGUGCCUGCGUGCUGCUUCUGGGAGUAUCAGCUGUCGCCGCGGUGUCAAAGUUUGGCCCGAGCAAGGAACCGGAGCCAGAAUACACCUACGCGUCCUUCAAGAGACGAGAGGAAGGGCCUUUGCCGGAGGUGCCCAAAGAGGUUUGGGACGAGGCUCGAUCACAAUUCCGCGUGCGCAUGCGCGAGUUGGAGGAGCACCGGCAACGUGCAGCAGAUCGGCGCGAGCGAGAAGCCGAAAAAGAGGUGGAGAGACGGUUGUGGGCCGAGGCGGUCGCGGAAGCGGAAGCAGAGUACGGCGAGGCCUCUGCACCCGAGAGAGGACUCUUCGACCUCUUCGACCUGCUCCACCAGCAGGACAACAGAGGCGGCCAGGCCGUGCAGGUGGACAACCAAGAAGCCAAGGCACUGAAGGCGCAUCACGACCAGCAUGCGGAGGAAGAAAACACGCCGGCGGAUCCGAACGAUCCGAACGUCAAGAAGAUGAUGCUGCAGGUCGACAAGCUGGCUGGCAAGGUGAAUCCAAACCAAGGCGCAGCUACCUUCAACGCGGACACGGAGGCCAAGAAGGCCGCUAUGGCCGCGAUGCUCAAGAACGUGAGCGUGCCCAAUCGGGCCCUGGUCAAACUUUGCUGGGCGAGCUCCAUCGUGGGCCCCAGUAACCUGGCGUGCCCACUCGGGCCCUGGUAA
Molecule: messenger RNA, 762 nt
Organism: Symbiodinium sp. CCMP2592
Lineage: Eukaryota; Dinophyceae; Suessiales; Symbiodiniaceae
Source: the annotation of a GenBank genome assembly